AUGUUUUUCCUUUUUCUUCUUUUUUCCCCUUUUCUUUCUUUCUUCUUCUCUGAUCCUUUUCAUUUCUUCUUCUUUUUUUUUUUCUUCUUUUCCUCUCAUCUUCUUCUUCCUUCUUUUUCUUCUUCUCCUGAUCCUUUUCGUUUCCUUUUUUCUUCCUCCUCUUUUUCCUUCUUCUUCUUCUUCUUCUUUUUCUUCCUCCUCAUCAUCAUCUUCUUCUUCUUCUUCUUUUCUUUUUCUUUUUUCUUCUUCCUCCUGUUUUUUCUUCCUCUUCUUUUUUCUUCUCCUCUUCUUCUUCUUCCUUUCUUCUUUUUUCUUCCUCCUCUUCUUCCUCCUGUUUCUCUUCUUCUUCUUCUUCGUUUUCUUCUUUUUUCUUCCUCCUCUUCUUCCUCCUGUUUCUCUUCUUCUUCUUCUUCUUCUUCUUUUUUCUUCCUCCUCUUCUUCCUCCUGUUCCUCUUCUUCUUCUUCUUCUUCUUUUUUCUUCUUUUUCUUUCUGUUCUCUCCUUCUUCUUCUUCUUCUUCUUCUUCUUCCUUUUUCUUCCUCCUCCUCUUCUUUCUCUUCCUCUUUUUUCUUCUUCUUCCUCUGCUUGUUCUCCUCUCUUUCUACUUCGAUCAUUUUCCUUCAUCUCCUUCUUAGUUUUCUUCUUUUUUCUUCCACCCCCUCUUCCUCUUUCUUCUUCUUCUUCUUCUUCUUCUUCCUUUUCUUCUUCUUCCUCUCCUUCUUCUUCAUCUUCUUCUAUUAUUGAUAUUCUGACGAAAACUCUGUUGCUAUCUAUCUAUCUAUCUAUCUAUCUAUCUAUCUAUCUAUCUGAUUUUGUUUCUAUCUAUCUACCUAUCUCACUGUUCUGUUGCUACCUAUCUCAGUCUGUUGCUAUCUAUAUAUCUCAUAUCUCAUUUUGUUUCUAUCUAUUUAUCUAUCUAUGUUUAUCUAUCUAUCUAUCUCAAUACCAGAUUGUUUCUAUCUAUAUAUCUCAUUUUGUUUCUAUCUAUUUAUCUAUCUCUGUUGCUAUCUAUCUAUCUCAGUUUGUUGCUAUCUAUCUAUCUAUUACAGCAAUUUGCAUAGAUAUUGCUUCAUUUGCGAAAAAUCUGUUUCUCUUCAAGGCCUGGAUAAGUGAAGCCGGGUGA
This is a messenger RNA of Acanthosepion pharaonis, 1122 nucleotides long. NCBI's taxonomy places the organism in Eukaryota, Metazoa, Mollusca, Cephalopoda, Sepiida, Sepiidae. The record is from the annotation of a GenBank genome assembly.